Episyrphus balteatus (marmalade hoverfly) is the source of this 574-nucleotide messenger RNA. RefSeq names its product vacuolar protein-sorting-associated protein 25 (gene Vps25). The record is from RefSeq and is a predicted model, not a curated record. Gene Ontology annotation, cellular component: ESCRT II complex. The transcript is spliced from 2 exons. The coding region runs from base 32 to 538 and encodes 168 amino acids. Gene Ontology annotation, molecular function: protein homodimerization activity; structural molecule activity. Gene Ontology annotation, biological process: protein transport to vacuole involved in ubiquitin-dependent protein catabolic process via the multivesicular body sorting pathway. NCBI's taxonomy places the organism in Eukaryota, Metazoa, Arthropoda, Insecta, Diptera, Syrphidae.
CACGAACAGAACUAGUUGACUAAUAAAAAUAAUGGCUACUUACGAACUACCUUGGGAAUAUUCAUUUCCACCUUUUUACACGUUACAGCAUCAUGAAGAAACAAAAAAGCGUCAAAUAUCUGUGUGGGCUGACAUUGUCCUGAAGCAUUACAAAUCCACAGGCAAUAACAAACUGAGCAUUUCCACAGCCACUCUCUUUAAAAAUGAUUCAAUUGGUAGGAAAGUAUCUUCGGAACUUGCCACUCAAAUCAUUACAUCGUUAAAGAAAUCAGGAUUUGCUUAUCCGAUUGAUAAAGAAGGUAACGAAUGGAAUUUAUGCUGGUAUACUUUGGAUGAGUACGCAGACAUGAUGUACACUUGGGCGUCAGAGACUGGUCAUUCCAAUACAAUUUGCACUUUGUUUGAACUGUGUUCAGCAAAACCAGAGUUCUCAGAAGUCGAUGAGGAUAUUUUGUUAAAGGCUCUUAACAAACUAGAAGGACGCGGUAAAUGCGAAGUAAUUAAUAUGGAUGGAGCGUAUGGUGUUAAAUUUUUCUAAAAGUUGCAUUUUAAUAAAGAAUCUGAACUACUUGAA